AUGCGCAAAUUCCGCAUGACCCAAACAUCGCUGCAUCUCCCCUCCCUGCCUUCGCAUCUCCCCAUCCUAAGGGCUCAACUCCCUCACACAAGGAGCCACGUCCGCCAAGGCAAACACACUGCCAUCGCCCACGGAAUUGCCAUUCCUACUCCAGCCAGGGCGAGCGAGCGCAUGGAGGCGUAUCCUGGGUCGCGCCACCCGCUGCACCCCCGCCUGCACUCCGAAACCACCCUACGCGCCCCCGCCUCCAACCACCAAUGGCGGCCCUUAGUUCCGCCGUCUCGCUAUCAGCUUCUCCGGUAUUCUGUAUCGCUACGGCUGUCCCGGCUACCCGGUCGGCAGAGUGGGAGCGUCCCGCAGAGCCGCAGUCACUCCAGCCGGCUCGUCGCCGCCACGAGCGACGGAGAACCGAAUGGAAUUGCUGCGAACGAUGCAGAUAAUAUGGGGGAUAAGGGUGCAGGGAGGAGUGAGAAGGCGGAGAGCGCGGAGCUGGCGGGCAUCCUGGCGCGCGUUCACGAGGAGAUGGCGCAAGCCACCCGCGCCCACGCGGACGGGCGCGUGUCAGCCCUGCGGAGCAUGGGGCGCGAAGGCGACGGGGAGAGCGCAGCGGGCGAGCAGCUUCUGCUGGAGCUGCUGCAGACGGAGGAGCAGCGGCGCAUGCGCGCGCCGGGGGACGCGGAGGAGGCGGAGGAAGAGGCGGGGUUUUGGGGAGGAAGCGACGGCACGCAAGGUGGAAAGGAGUACAGUACCAUGUACGAUCCUCCCAAUGCCCCUCGUUCCACGCACUCCUCUUUUGCUCUGCCCGUGCUCUUGUGCCCCCAUGUCCUUCCCCCCAUGUCCUUCCCCUCUUUUCCCGCUGCCUGCAGCCUGCCCCCAUCCUUCUCCGCUCUUGCCACUGGCUCGUCCGCGGUCUCCCCCGCGGCUUCUGCAGCGCCUGCUGCCGCUGGCGGCGAUGGGGGGAGUGAUGAGAGCAGGGGCGCGCGGAUCGAGGGGGGAGAGCUGUGGCGCGGCGUGCACGUGGCCGGAGCCAAGUGGGCGGGCGCGGGCGCGGGGGUAGCGCAAGGGGAGGGCGCUGGGCUAAGGCGAGGGGAGAGACCGGGGGAAGAAGGAGGGGGGCGGGCUGCGGCAGGGCAGAGCGGGGGGGUAGAGGCAGGGGCGAGCAGCGGGACGUACCUGCAGGCGCGCAAGCUGCUGUCGAACAUGGCCAGGAGCAUGGAGCAGCUGGAGAGUGGGCUGUCCGCCCGCCACAAGGUGCGCCUCUCCGCCCCACAAGUGGUGCGGAGGGCGGAGGAGAUGGUGGCGCGCAUGCAGGUGCAGUUCGCAGCCAUGGAGAAGGAGGCCGCCCACAAAGACACCGUGCUCGCCCGCCUGCUGGCGCACGCCAAGUCCACCAAGCAGCAAAUGAGGGCGGUGGAGGAGCGGUCGCGAGUGGAGAAGGAUGAGCUCAGGCGGGAGAUGACGGAGCAGCAGCAGCGCAUGCAGAAGGAGCUGGAGUCGGCGGCGGGGAGGGAGGAGCGGAUGAGGCGGCAGCUGAUGGAGGCGCAGGAGGGCAUCGCGCACAGAGACGCCUUCCUGCAGCAGCUGCAGGAGGAGGCCGCGCUCUCCGCUUCCGCGCUCAAACAGGCCGCCAGGGCGAUGGUGGCGGCGCGGGACCGCACGUUGAGGAUAGAGGAGCAGCUGGAGUCGAUGGGCGACCAGCUCACCAAGGAGCGCGCCAAGACCCGCCGCGAGCGCGAAAACACCGCCCGUGUUACUGCUGAGCUGGCGGAGGCGCGCAUGGCAGUGGAGGAGAUGGCGGGGCGGGUGGGGCGGCUGGAGAGCGAGGUGCAGCGCAAGGAGCAAGAGAUGCAGCAAAGUCGCCAGGAGGCGGACGCUGUCAGGGCGCAGCUUAAAGCCACCCAGCAGGUCAGGGCGCAGCUUAAAGCCACCCAGCAGGUCAGGGCGCAGCUUAAAGCCACCCAGCAGGUCAGAGCGCAGCUUAAAGCCACCCAGCAGGUCAGGGCGCAGCUUAAAGCCACCCAGCAGGCACUGGAGGAGGCAGCGCAGCAGGCGAGGGAGGCGCAGGCAGGGAGGCAGCAGGCAGAGGCGGUGGCUGAGGAGGAGAGGGCGGCGGCAGCAGCGGCGGUGGAGGGGCAGCAGAGCGCAGAGCAGCGCCUGAGGGAGGCGCAGGCGCGCGUGCAGCUGCUGGAGGGCGAGGUGGUGUCGCUCAAGGAGGUGGCGGCAAGCAAGGACUCGCUGCUGGCGGCGGUGAAGGAGGAGACGAUGCGCAACGCGGACAUGCUGCUGGCUGCUGCCAACACUCGCAAGGAGUUGGCGGGGGCGGAGGCGCGGAUAGCAGCGCUGCAGGGGUCGGUGGCGGCACUGGAGGCGGAGGUGAGGCAGCAGGACCAGCUGCUCAGCGACAUCCGCGCUGACGCUGUCUCCAGUGCUGACGCCCUGCGCACCGCUGCUCAGAUCAACCAGGACCUGAAUGCAGCGAGGGAGCGCGAGGCGGAGCUGUUGGAGCAGCUGGAGCAGCGCGAGGCCGAGGUGGAGAGCCUGCGCCGCGACACCUCUGAGAACAUCCGCGCACAGCGCGCUGAGCUCGCGCUGCGCGAGGCGGAGAGGCGGGCGCGGGAGCUGGAGAUGGAGAGGGAGUCGCUGCGGCGGGGCGUGGCGAAGCGCGACCAGGCGCUGGGGCUCAUGAAGAGGGAGCUCGAGCGCAGCGCACACAUGCUCUCCGCCGCUGCUGACACCCGCCAGGCGCUGCGGAGCAUGAAGGAGCAGAUGGAGUGGAUGCAGGAGGAGGCGCGCGUCAAGGAGGAGCGCCUGGCGGCGCUGCAGGAGGAGUUCGUCUCCGCCCUCAAAGGCACCACCUUCCCAUCGCUGGACAAGAGCAUUCUAAAGCGAAGAAAGCUGCCGCCACAAGGGAAGUCGUUUGGAGGAGAUGCGCAACCCGAAUCACCUGCCUGA
Molecule: messenger RNA, 2952 nt
Organism: Closterium sp. Yama58-4
Lineage: Eukaryota; Viridiplantae; Streptophyta; Zygnematophyceae; Desmidiales; Closteriaceae
Source: the annotation of a GenBank genome assembly